AUGAAGGCAUUAUCACUAUUUAGUUCAAGGCAUUCAUAUUUAAAAUAUAUUGCAUUAAUAUUGACAUUAUUAGUAAUUUAUACAUUAACUCAUGGUAGUCAAUUAAAUUUACAAAAUGAACAAAUUCAACAACAACAACAGCAACAACAACAGCAACAACCAAAAGAUAUAAAUAAAGAGAUACCACCACCUCCCCAACAACAACUAAAUGAUCAACAUAUUCAAACACCAGAAAAAAUUGAAACACCACCAAAUGUACAAGAAAUUAUAAAUAAAGAAGAAAUUAAAGAUUAUAUUAAACAAUCUGAAAAUUUACCAAAUCCAAUAAAAGAUACUCAUCAAUCAUCAUCAUCAGAAAUAACUGAUAUAACAAACAAAAUUAACAUCAACAACAAUAAUCAAAUAUUUGAACAAUCUUCACCACAAAAAUCAGAAAAAGUUAAAGCAACAUUUGUAACAUUAGCUCGUAAUUCAGAAUUAUAUGACUUAAUUAAAUCAAUAAGAACAGUAGAAGAUAGAUUUAAUAGAAAUUAUAAUUAUGAUUGGGUUUUUUUAAAUGAUGAAGAAUUUACUCAAGAAUUUAAAGAUUUAACAAGUUCAAUAGUUAGUGGUAAAACAAAAUAUGGUAAAAUACCACAAGAACAUUGGUCAUAUCCUGAUUUUAUAGAUUUAAAAAAAGCAGAAGAUUCAAGAAAAAAUAUGAAACAACAAGGUAUAAUUUAUGGAGAUUCUGAAAGUUAUAGACAUAUGUGUAGAUAUGAAUCUGGAUUUUUUUGGAGAUCUGAAUUAUUAAAAGAUUAUGAAUACUAUUGGAGAGUUGAACCUGGUAUUGAUAUAAUGUGUGAUUUAAAUUAUGAUUUAUUUAAAUUUAUGAAAGAUAAUAAUAAAUUAUAUGGUUUUACUAUAUCUAUUCAUGAAUUUGAAAAAACUAUACCAAGUUUAUGGGAACAUACUAAAAAAUUUAUAAAUGAUAAUCCUCAAUAUUUAGCUCAGGAUAAUUUUAUGGAUUUUAUAUCUGAUGAUAAAGGUAAAACUUAUAAUUUAUGUCAUUUUUGGACAAAUUUUGAAAUUGCUUCAUUAAAUUUUUGGAAAUCAGAAGCUUAUACAAAAUAUUUUGAUUAUUUAGAUUCAACUGGAGGAUUUUUUUAUGAAAGAUGGGGUGAUGCACCAAUUCAUUCUAUUGCAAUAAGUUUAUUUACUUCUAAACAAUCCAUACAUUAUUUUGAUGAUGUUGGUUAUAGACAUGGAGUAUAUGGACAAUGUCCUUUAAAUGCUCAAUUUAGAUAUGAUAAAAAAUGUCAUUGUAAAGCUGAUGAUGAUUUUACUUUUAGAGGUUAUUCUUGUGGUAAAAAAUAUUUUGAUAAAAUGGGAUUAAAAAAACCAGAUGAAUGGGAAUCUUAUCAAUAA
This is a messenger RNA of Lodderomyces jiufengensis, 1407 nucleotides long. It is a transcript of the gene MNT2, whose product is annotated as alpha-1,2-mannosyltransferase KRE2. Gene Ontology annotation, cellular component: Golgi apparatus; membrane. The transcript has a single exon. Lineage: Eukaryota; Fungi; Ascomycota; Pichiomycetes; Serinales; Debaryomycetaceae. Gene Ontology annotation, molecular function: alpha-1,2-mannosyltransferase activity. Bases 1 to 1407 code for a protein of 468 amino acids. The record is from RefSeq and is a predicted model, not a curated record. Gene Ontology annotation, biological process: protein O-linked glycosylation; protein N-linked glycosylation; cell wall mannoprotein biosynthetic process.